Molecule: messenger RNA, 1065 nt
Organism: Aspergillus ochraceoroseus IBT 24754
Lineage: Eukaryota; Fungi; Ascomycota; Eurotiomycetes; Eurotiales; Aspergillaceae
Product: inositol monophosphatase family protein
Exons: 3
Coding region: 8-916 (302 amino acids)
Biological process (GO): signal transduction; phosphatidylinositol phosphate biosynthetic process; inositol metabolic process
Molecular function (GO): inositol monophosphate 1-phosphatase activity
Source: RefSeq, a predicted model, not a curated record
CCCAACCAUGAGUGCAGAAACCUCAAUGGAUAGCAAUAACAAUCCACUCAACCUCAAUGAAAUCUGCGAGACCCUCAUUGAACUAGCCUUCAAAGCUGGAGCAAUCAUCACUGGGGCUUUGCCGGGUACAGACACUACAGGGUCCAAGAAAAACAGCGCAGAUCUUGUGACCGAAUAUGACCGUGCAGUCGAGGAGAUGAUACGUAUCGCACUGCAGGAAAAGUACCCGGAUUUCAAGUUCUAUGGGGAAGAAACGUAUGAUCCGGCGCAUCCAUUGACAGAUGCGCCCACGUUUGUCAUUGACCCUAUUGAUGGCACAGUCAACUUUGUGCAUGGGUUUCCGCAUGCUUGUGUUUCGCUCGGAUUUGCAGUCAACCGUGUACCGACGGUAGGCGUGGUUUUUAACCCGUUUACCGAAACUCUCUAUUCGGGUAUUCGUGGCCAAGGUGCAUUCUUGAAUCGCAGCACUCGGCUUCCACUCAAGGGAGCCAAUCUUGAACCCUUAACUGGGCUGCAAAAUGCUCUCAUUAGUGUCGAAUGGGGGUCAGAACGAUCAGGAAAGAAUUGGGAAACAAAGAUAAGGACUUUCGAAAGAAUUGGACGAGAUAGAAAGGAUGGUGGCGUGAUGGUUCGGGCCCUGCGCAGCAUAGGAUCUGCGGCCCUAAAUCUCUGUGCUGUUGCUGCUGGGACUCUUGAUCUGUAUUGGGAGGGUGGCCCUUGGGCUUGGGACGUCUGCGCCGGUUGGGUUAUCCUCGAGGAAGCUGGCGGGAUCAUCGUGGACGGAAACCCAGGAGAUUGGGAAGCCAGGAUUGAUGGAAGAAAGUAUCUCGCGGUGAGGGCAGCACCCAACAAGGAUGGCCAGAAAGAACUCAUUGAGGAAUUCUGGGAUUCCAUUCAGGGCCGACUUGAGUACUGAUUUAAACACAUGCUUUGGUUUUCGUACUGUUUCUUGAACGAACAGCGACUUGGAAAUUUAGGGUAUAUAGCCAACGACUAUCUAUUCUACAAUUGCCCCAGUAUACAAAAGCUCCUGGGCCGUAUAUUCUCCUGGAAUAUUCCACCACC